Messenger RNA from Bufo bufo (common toad), 1607 nucleotides. It is a transcript of the gene PISD, whose product is annotated as phosphatidylserine decarboxylase. The coding region runs from base 365 to 1375 and encodes 336 amino acids. Gene Ontology annotation, molecular function: phosphatidylserine decarboxylase activity. NCBI's taxonomy places the organism in Eukaryota, Metazoa, Chordata, Amphibia, Anura, Bufonidae. The transcript has 9 exons. Gene Ontology annotation, cellular component: mitochondrion. Gene Ontology annotation, biological process: phosphatidylethanolamine biosynthetic process. The record is from RefSeq and is a predicted model, not a curated record.
GAAAGAUGGCGCUGUUCAUAUGGAGGGCUUGUAGUUGUCAGCACUCGCUACACGGCUUCUUGAAGGCAGGACGCUUACUCCAGAGCGGGGUGUCCACCAAGAGCUUCCACUCCAGUGAGUGUACUUCCUGUCUAUGGCAGAAGAAGACUAUACGCUGCGUCUGCUGCUGUGGGCGUCCGGGUCAGACCCCUUUAUUUGUUGCUGGGCAGCGGCGGGGGCUAUGCCGGCUACAAGCAGUAUGAGGGCUACAAGGACCGCCAGCUACAGAAACUUGGGCUAGAGGUUCCGCCAAGAGUAGCCUACACCUGGGAGGUUGCAGUUCCCUCAGCUGGCUCUCAGACGGAGGUUGGGGCAGCUGACCUGUAUGUCUAGGUCAGCACUGAAACUGCGUUCCUGGCCUCUCACAAUCCUUUAUUACCUCUUACCGUUUGCUGCACUUAGGCCCUUGGUCAGAGUGGGAUGGCGACCUACCAGCAGGGUUGCCAUCUACAAGUCUGUUCCAACCAGACUCCUUUCUCGUGCUUGGGGUCGUCUGAAUCAGGUGGAAUUGCCAACAUGGCUGAGGAAACCCGUUUACAGUCUGUAUAUUUGGACUUUUGGUGUAAACAUGAAAGAGGCGGCAGUAGAAGAUUUGCACCAUUACCGAAAUCUCAGCGAGUUCUUCCGCAGGAAACUGAAGCCACAAGCACGACCUGUUUGUGACUCCCAUAGUGUGAUCAGCCCAUCAGAUGGAAAGAUUCUGCACUUUGGACGAGUGAAAAACUGUGAAGUAGAGCAGGUUAAAGGGGUAACCUAUUCACUAGAAUCCUUCCUAGGACCACAGACUUGGACUGAGAACCUACCCAUCACUAAGACUUCAUUCCAGGACCAACUGGUAACAAAAGAAGGAAACGAGCUGUAUCACUGUGUCAUUUACUUGGCCCCUGGUGACUAUCACUGCUUUCACUCACCAACAGACUGGAAUGUGUAUCAUAGGCGCCAUUUUCCAGGAUCUCUCAUGUCUGUGAACCCAGGAGUUGCUCGGUGGAUAAAAGAGUUGUUCUGUUACAAUGAACGGGUUGUACUCACAGGGGGAUGGAAACAUGGAUUUUUCUCACUCACUGCAGUUGGUGCGACAAAUGUUGGGUCCAUCCGCAUAUAUUUUGACAGGGAUUUACAAACUAACAGCCCACGUUACAGCAAAGGCUCUCACAAUGAUAUGAGCUAUGUAACGAAUAAUAACCAGGAUGGCAUUGUAAUGAGAAAAGGUGAACAACUGGGAGAAUUCAACCUUGGUUCCACCAUUGUUCUCAUCUUUGAAGCGCCAAAGGAUUUUACAUUUAACCUGAAGGCUGGACAGAAAAUCCAUUUUGGAGAGGCCAUGGGCUCCUUGUAGGAAAAGGAGUCAGUUUUGCUUCCUGAAGAAGGGCCAGAGACCGUUUGUAUGUUUUGGUGACAGAGGCUGAAAGCAACGUCUCUAUGCAAGUUGGAAUUAUGUGCACAUGCCAUACUGAAGUCGGUCAUGCAGAUCCAGACCAUCUGCCGUGGCUACUGCCUCCCACAACCAGGCGUCAUUACACACUUUAAUUUCCACUCCUGCACUUUGUCUAUGAGGUGUGGCUUCCUGC